Tuber melanosporum (Perigord truffle) is the source of this 2739-nucleotide messenger RNA. RefSeq lists its product as uncharacterized. Gene Ontology annotation, biological process: double-strand break repair via homologous recombination. The coding region runs from base 43 to 2739 and encodes 898 amino acids. NCBI's taxonomy places the organism in Eukaryota, Fungi, Ascomycota, Pezizomycetes, Pezizales, Tuberaceae. Gene Ontology annotation, cellular component: nucleus; chromosome; cytoplasm. The transcript has 11 exons. The record is from RefSeq and is a predicted model, not a curated record. Gene Ontology annotation, molecular function: nucleic acid binding; ATP binding; four-way junction helicase activity.
UUCCUUUCAAUUUACAGCAUUUCUCCACCAAACAUCACCGCAAUGGCUUACCGAGCACUCGCUUAUCGAUCCCGUGUCGUGCGUUUUCCGAGUCUCAGUAUUCGUGUGGUGGGACCAAUGUCCUCCUUCGGGCACGUCACCCUACAUCCUCCACCACCGCCUUUACGAUUCAAUGGACAGAAUACCCCACUUGUUACUGUCUCGCCGUUCUCAACGACGGCCUCGCGCGGUCGGGGCGGUUUAAACAUGGAAGAAGCGGAAGAGCGUUAUGCUUUUGACUCUGAAAAUGAAGCACAACUCUCGCGCAUGCAAGAAGUGGAAGAGAGCCAUGCUUUUGACUCUGAAAAUGAAGCACAACUCUCGCGCAUGCAAGAAGUGGAAGAGAGCCAUGCUUUUGACUCUGAAAAUGAAGCACAACUCUCGCGCAUGCAAGAAGUGGAAGAGAGCCAUGCUUUUGACUCUGAAAAUGAAGCACAAUGGCACAUGCAAGUGGAAGAGUGCCAUACUUUUGAACUUGAAAUUGAAGAACGAUCCUCGUACACGCAAGUGAAAGAGAGCCAUGCUUUUGACUCUGAAAAUGAAGCACAAUUCUUCCAGUAUGGGAGCGACCAAAGGGCUGAACCCGCGAAACCUGCCUCCGGUCGUAAGUGGACUCGAUUCAAACGGGGGCGGAAGGGAUCUGGUUCGGAUCACUCUAGGGGAAUCGACCCCAAUGAUACUACCGAAUACCCAGCCACUUCAGAGCUUGCCCAUAAAAUCAUGAGAGAGACUUGGGGAUUCAACGAGUUCCGUUCGCAACAGGAGAAAGUUAUUUCCAGAUUGAUCCAUGGAGGGAGCGCAGUCAUCGUUUUCCCCACAGGUGGCGGUAAGAGUUUAGCUUUCCAAAUUCCUGCUUUGGCUCUCGACGAGCAUGACGAGAGCAUGGGCCAAGAAAAGGGAGGCAUCUCGAUUGUUGUCAGCCCUUUGAUUGCUCUAAUAAAGGAUCAAGUCGAGGCUCUCCAAAAAAGAGGUGUUAAAGCUGCGGCCAUUGAUUCUACGCAGACACGUGAAUCUAUCCUUAAUACCUAUGAUCUUUUGAGGAAGGGAGAAUUGAAGUUACUUUAUUGCGCGCCUGAACGUCUCAACAACGAAGCUUUUGUUGAAAUGGUUAGGCGCACUCGUGUUCGCUUGAUAGCCGUUGACGAAGCCCAUUGCAUUUCUGAGUGGGGACAAGCAUUUAGGCCUGACUAUCUCAAGGUUGCUCGGUUUGUCAAGGAAAUGAAUGCAGAGAGAGUUCUGUGUCUCACGGCUACCGCUACGCCAAAAGUUUGCAAGGAUAUCUUGAAAGCCUUCGGUGUUCCGGAGAGUGGGCUGUUCAAAAACCCUACCUAUAGAGAGAAUCUUUCACUUCUGGCAGAGCACUUUGAGACAAUUGAGGGCAAAUUAGCUAAGCUAUCUGAUUUCUUGUACUCGAAUCCUGGAUCAUCUAUCGUCUAUGUCACCACUCAGAAGCAAGCCGAAGUAGUAGCCCAGGCCUUGACUGUGGCUGGGGUGGAGGCAAUGCAUUAUCAUGCUGGUAUGACCAAAGAUGAAAGAUCAUAUGCUCAAGACGAAUUUAUGAACCGGAACGAUUUAACGAUUGUUGCCACGAUUGCUUUUGGUAUGGGCAUUGAUAAGCCCGAUAUCAGGAAUAUUGUCCAUUACGACUUCCCGCGUAGCUUAGAGGGCUACAGUCAAGAAAUUGGACGCGCCGGCCGUGACGGCAACGAGAGCAAGUGUAUGCUCUAUCUCUGCGGAGAGGACUGGGUCCAACGUGAAUUUUUUUGCCGCCUGGAUCUGCCAAGCAAAAAGAGUGUUAACAACCUUCUAAGGGAGCUGUUCGCAUCGAAUGAGGGGGUUGAGGUCGGUGAUGUCAUAGAGACGGAUAUCAAUCUGCAAAGCAGGAAUCAUGAUAUCAAAAUAAACGCUCUUAACCUUCUCUAUUCCCAACUUGAGCUUCGCUUUGAGCUUUUGCGGGCCAUCACACCAAAGUACUCGACAUACAGGUUUGUGCAGUCCGAUGGUUUUGCGAGUUUUACCGCUACCGACGAUCCCAUCACAAAAGUUUUGCUAGAGAGCAUGCAAAAGAAAAUUAAACGAAAAUCAAUGAUGAGAUCCGUGGAUAUUGAUCAACUCAGCCAGGAGCAUGGAUUCAAGCGCGAGGAACUAGUCUAUAGAAUGCAGAGCUUUUCGGCCCAGGGGCUGAUAGAAUUAAAUCCUGGCAGGGUUCACCAACGCUAUCGUAUUCUCAAACCAUUCCCAAAGGAUGAAGCAGAUAUCCAAGAAUUGAUCGACAAAGCUUAUGAGCAGAUGGAGCAACGCGAGAUGGAUGAUCUCAGGCGCAGCAAAAAUGUGAUUGAGCUCAUUACCAGUCCUGGAUGUAUCGCGCAGGGCCUAGCAAAAUAUUUUGGUGAUGAGAACUCAGUUAAAUCGGAGGGCUGCGGGAAAUGCCAGUUCUGUAACACAAGGGAGCCGCUUACAUUCUCAAAACCUAUAAUUAAGAAGUCCCCAGUUGAUCCCUACCGUCUCGAAGAGGUCCUAAAAGGCUGUAGGGUGCGGGACGACCCUAGGCUAUUGGCAAAGGUCGCAUUCGGCAUAUCAAGCCCCCGAAUCCGCAUGGAGAGAAUCGGUGAAAGGAACCCCAUAUUUGGGAGUAUGGUUGAUUGCGACUUUGACGAAUUAAUGAAUGAAUUUGCCAAACAUUGUACAUUAGAGGAGUAG